Fimicolochytrium jonesii is the source of this 1233-nucleotide messenger RNA. RefSeq lists its product as uncharacterized. The coding region runs from base 1 to 1233 and encodes 410 amino acids. The record is from RefSeq and is a predicted model, not a curated record. Gene Ontology annotation, molecular function: phosphatidylinositol binding; protein binding. Lineage: Eukaryota; Fungi; Chytridiomycota; Chytridiomycetes; Spizellomycetales; Powellomycetaceae. The transcript has 3 exons.
AUGCCCGCAGCGCGGAAGGCCAGUCUGGGCGACGUGUACAAUAUGCCACCAAAGAAGGUCAUCAAGGCCAUGAAGGGAUAUAAAGCCCAGUACGUGAAGGAGCUGGAAUUCAAGAAGGGUGAUUUCUUCUUUGUCAUCAACGAUAGCGACUACUUUUACUAUGAGGUGGUCAACCCGGUCGCUCGUCAGAGGGGUUUGGUGCCGAGAGAUCACUUCGAUAGUCUGGAUAAGACAGCGUUCCCCAAAUCGCCAUCGCUUCCGUCUCUCGCCAUGUCUCAAAUGGAGCCACAAUACGCCCCGCGUCAUGCCAACCACAUUACCGAUUCACCUACAUCGGUCGACCAAGAGUUUGACGAAUACGGAUUCUCUUACACCUCCAACCCUCACAUGUCCCACACAAGCUCCGCACAUUCAUCCCACCACAGCUCCAGCUCCGCAAUGUUUCCCGGAAUGGGCCGAGUCAUACCCUAUCCUGUAGCCUGUCGCGUACAGAACGACGACGUCCAACCGGACGGCAGGCUGCUAUAUACCGUCGAGCUAUCUCUUUCCGAUGAUACCACGCGCGUGCUCUUCAGGACAUUCGAUGAUUUUUAUUCCCUUCAUGUUGCAUUGCUCACACAAUACGCGGUCCAGGCCGGCCGGUCUAGGGCUCAGCCACGGACGAUUCCAUUCUUGCCACCCGCACCACCAUCACGAAAAGUGGGCGAAACCCACGCUGCGCCGCCCAGUCCGGCAGAGACUGCGAAGAGACGGAAGGCGUUGGACCUGUACUUGGCCGACUUGAUCGUCCUCCCUGCUCCUAUCCGCCACUCUGCACCCCUCAACCGAUUCUUCAACCUUCGGAAGGGCGACAACUCCAUCCCCACCCCCGUAAAAGCGGACUCGUCUGCGACGCUCAUGGAUCUCAUUUCCGACUACCACUCCUACGAAUCCUUGCCCCGCGGCCCCGCAGCGAGACGAAGCUUCCACCCCGCCCUUGCCGACCCCAAUACCGCGUCGGUGAAGAUCAAGCUUCAUGUUCACGGAGCGGAUAGCCUGGCGUGGCGUGUUCCCGAGAACAUCACCUUCCGGCCGUUCCUGGAAGAGGUCAAGACGAAGGUCGGCUGGAUGUACGAGGGCUGGGCGAUUUGGUACAAGGACGAGACGGGCAGCAUGAUCAGAGUCCAUGGGGAUGUCGACUGGAAGGUGCUCGUGAGGGGACGGUGGGGCACCGUGGUGCUCUACAUCGAUUGA